AUGGUUGUAGCUGCUUUCGGCCACAAAUUCAAAGAACAGCAUUACACUCUCUUGGAUCCAAAUGUCAUACUUUUAAAUCACGGAUCUUUCGGAACUACUCCCACCUGCGUUAUAGAUAAGCAAAAUGAAGUUGCCCGCAGACAUGAGUGGUAUCCCGACUACUUCGAAACUUUUGAAGUGGAGGAAUUGUACAGAGAGCAAAUUCAGGCUCUAAGUGAUUACAUCGAAGUUGAUUCAAGGAACUUGGCACUUGUCACAAAUGCUACGACUGGUGUUAAUACUGUUAUACGUUCGAUACCAUGGAAUUUUUCGGAGGACAAAAUCUUGUUUCACUCAACUGCCUAUGAAGCUUGCAAAAACACCAUCAAAUUCAUGAGUGAUUAUUACGGCCUUCAAUAUGAUGUAAUUGAAUUGAGCUAUCCCUUGGAGGACAGCGAAGUUCUGUCCAAAUUUGAGGAAAAACUCUCCACGAACGAAUACCGAUUGUGCAUGUUUGACAUGAUUUCUUCAAUGCCAGGCGUGAAGCUACCUUACGAAGAUCUUAUCAAAAUAUGCCAAAACUAUAAUACAAUGUCAUUGUUGGAUGGUGCUCAUGCUGCAGGUCAAGUAUCAUUGAAAUUCCUGGAUGACUUACAACCGGACUUUAUGACAACAAAUUUGCAUAAGUGGUUAAGUGUCCCUAAGGCAUGUGCUUUACUCUAUGUGAAUAAGAAGCAUCAUGGCAUAAUCCAAACUUUGCCAAUAUCUUGGAACUACUCAUCAGAAUCAUGCAAACCUAUCGCCCAACCAAAAACUGAUGAAGACCGCAAACACAACGAUAGCGUGAUGCACAAUAAGUUUUGGUUUAUUGGAACUUGUAGCUACUCUCAAUAUUUUUGCAUCAGUGAAGCCAUUAAAUUCCGUAAUCAAGUUUGUGGAGGUGAGGAAUGUAUCCGCAGCUACCAAAAGAAACUUCAAAAGGAGGCAAUCAGCGCAGUAAUUAAGGAGUUCGGACCUGGUUCAGUACUACUACAGAAUGAGGGGAAGUCGCUCGUGCCAGAAGGACUUUUUAACGUUAGUUUACCGCUUGGUGAGAAAUACAAGGAAAUAGAGGAAAAACUGAACAAGGAUUUCAAUUACUUUAAAAGGGUGAAGGCAGUGUGUUCUCGUUUGACAAUGGAGAGAAAGGCCUAUGUUCCUUUCUAUUAUCACAAUAGAAAGUUAUGGGUGAGAUUUAGUGUUCAGAUUUUUAAUGAGCUUGAAGAUUAUGUCAUCGGAGCUCGCAUUUUUAAAGAUUCGAUGCUUGAAAUUUAUGAUAAAGAAUUGCAAGGGAGUGUAAAUAAGGCCGUUGAAGCAGUUCUCCCUGAAAAACUAGACGGUUUCCAUCUCAAAUCAUCGAGGUUGAGCAAUACUGGUCGCCAAGACUGCAGUUGA
Molecule: messenger RNA, 1413 nt
Organism: Zygotorulaspora mrakii
Lineage: Eukaryota; Fungi; Ascomycota; Saccharomycetes; Saccharomycetales; Saccharomycetaceae
Exons: 1
Coding region: 1-1413 (470 amino acids)
Source: RefSeq, a predicted model, not a curated record